Molecule: messenger RNA, 5278 nt
Organism: Tachyglossus aculeatus (Australian echidna)
Lineage: Eukaryota; Metazoa; Chordata; Mammalia; Monotremata; Tachyglossidae
Gene: CX1H5orf24
Product: chromosome X1 C5orf24 homolog
Exons: 2
Coding region: 110-676 (188 amino acids)
Source: RefSeq, a predicted model, not a curated record
CGCAUGCGCGCGCCGCAGCCCCGCCGGACCCGGGCCCCGCCGGCCGCUCCAGUGUGUAGCUCUGGCAGACUCGUGAGGGUAAUGCAGUCGCUCUCGAAUCCAACAGAAAAUGAUGCAUCCGGUCGCCAGCGGUAAUCCGGCUUUCUGUGGGACCGGCAAAGCCUCCUGCCUCGACGAAGACAGCGUGAGAGCCGCCGAGCAGUUUGACUUGUAUUCCGCCCAGCAGAGCAAAUACAGCCACGCGGUCGGCCACAAGCCGAUCGCCUGCCAGAGGCAAGACCCGCUCGCUGAGACGCAUUUGCAGGCCCCGGGCGGCCGGAGCCUGGAGACGAAAGACGAACUCAAGAAAAAGAAAAACCUCAACCGAUCCGGUAAGCGUGGCCGGCCGUCGGGGACCACCAAGUCAGCGGGAUACCGGACCAGCACUGGCCGACCACUCGGGACCACCAAGGCAGCCGGAUUUAAGACAAGCCCGGGCAGACCCUUGGGUACCACCAAAGCCGCGGGAUACAAAGUCAGCCCGGGGAGACCUCCAGGUAGCAUCAAAGCGCUCUCGCGCCUUGCAAAUUUAGGCUACACCUGUGGCGGUGCCGCCUUUCCGUACUCCGUGGUGCGGAGCAGAGGCGUGCACGGGGCGGGGGAGAGCAGCGGGAAAGUCAAAAAGCCCAGUGAGUAGCAGGGGGAGGAGGGCCGGGCGGAGCCGACGGCCACGAGGGAAGGCCGGAGCCUCGGCCCGGCCCGCGGCCGCCGGUUUUACGGGCCGGUUUUUCUGGCUCCAGCCUUCCGGAUUUCGGUGCGUCUUUUUUGUUUUGGGCCAAGGCAGCCGGGAGAUGUUGAAUGUCAGAGGGCGCGAGGAGAACUCUGUGCUUGUCGGUCGGCUUAGGCGCCGAGUCCCAACCGAACGGCUCGGUGUCUCUCCCCCGGAGUGAUGCUCGCGGCUCAGAUUUCACUCCUCCCGUCUGCCAUUCGACAUGGGAACUUGUGCAUUAAGCAGCUGAAAUGAGCAGGAAACCAUUAUCUGCCUCUUGGCUCGGGAAGUAAGCUGAGCCGUCCUAAAGGUCCCAUCUAGAGGAAGUUUGAACCCCAAAUCAGUAAAGAUCCCAUCUAGAGGAAUUUUGAACCAGUGAAGCCGAGCCAUUCGGGGCCAUUUGAGCUAAUUCUUUCUGUCGGUUUGGUUUCGCGAUGCCUUUUUAAAUGAGAGAGGAAGUAGAGCCCCACCUUGGCUGCUCUGUCCUGGCCCUCUGGUGUCUUGUAGAUAUUCAGAAACUUGGAAAACUGAUUGUUUUCCUUCCCCCAACCCCGGUACGAGGAUUAGGUUCAGGUAGGUUCUCAUUGGGUGGGUAUUAGUCAAUUUAUGGACGGUCCCAAGUUUUUCUCUUGGGGGAAUGUUUUAUGGCAUUCUGCAAUGUAUUUUUGACCUGGUUAAGAGUGCAUUUUCCAAACGCCGCAAACACUUCGCAUCACAAUUAGUAGCUAGUUUAUCGGCAAUUGCGUAGUAAGUUUCUAAUGUAGUACUUAAUUCUAGAAAGAGAACGCUUAAUGUAAAAUAAAACAAAAUAUUCUUGAAGACUGUAAAUAACUAUAGUUUCUGCAUUUUGCUUUUUACGUGCUUAGGUACAAUAGCUAAUGGGUUUGUAAGUAUCAGUGUGUUUAUCAGCUGGAUUGUUUUUCAUGGUGCUGCAAUCCCUCCUUACCCGGUUUUCUAGAUAUUCAGCGUACAGUUAUCCCGUUGUGUGAGCAUUUUGGCCAUGUUUAAGUUCAUUUCUACCAGAGGGCACGUUCGGAACAGCAAACUGUAACGCCGGUAAAAACAGGAUGCAGUUUACUGCAUCGUUAGACCCGAAAUAUGAAGCGAUUCCUAGGAAUUCAUCUUUGCAUGAAAGGUGAAAUAGUAUGUUCACUGGUUAAACUAUAAAUACCUUUCUUGGCUCCAGUACGACCACCUCAUCCAAAAGAAAUGUUCCAUUUUUAGCCCUGUUUGUUUUCAAAAUACACACACACACACACACACACACACACACACGCACACACGCACAUAUAAUAAUGGCAUUUAUUAAGCGCUUACUAUGUGCAAAGCAAAUAUACAUAUACACAUAGACAUAUAUAUGUAUAUAUUUGGAGAGAGGGGAAAGCACUUUUUUCUCCUGGAUUUGAAAGGAUCGUUUAAUAUCGAUUUGUAUUUACUCGGAAGAUCACCAGUUGGCGUUCAGCAUCCCAAACUCUUGGGCUUGAAACAAAGCUUCCAUAAGAAAGGUAGUUUAAAACUCUUAGUGUGUAAUUUCAGAUACCCUCGAGGCUCUGUAAUUUUUGUAGGUUUGGAGGACCAGAAAGGUGGGGAUGGGGAUGAUUAGAACUUGACCGGGAGAAUAACUUGGGCUAUUCAGGCCUGCCGUCCUUUGAUACGAACUCUGAUUGCACUCUUUGACGCCUUUCGAAACGGAUGUCAUAUUUCAUACCUUUUUUAUUAGGAAAAAAGCAGCAAGCCUUCAGGUGUUCCCCUGAUGCCUGACCCAUACUGAGCUGGACUUUGUGCUGUACUUUACAGUAAGAGGUGUUGAAUUGUAUUUGGGGACUGUGUGCGCAUUGAAAACUGAGACGGUGAACCUCAACUCUCUUAGCGUUGCACAGCCCGUAGAGAUGCGAUCUUGGAUGGCCUUGUAGCCAGCGGGUAACCUAAUGGCAGCUAACCCGCUCUUAGCCUAGAGUUUCUUCAGGCUGACGCCACUGAGUCCAGCGAUGUAUUCUCCCCCUCGACAGCCGUUUUCUCAGAGAGGAGAAAACCCUUAGGAAUUUCCUCGGCGCGGUGUAACUUCCGACCCAGGCGACAAAAAAGGCUUCCGUGCUCGUUCGCUCUCAGGAUUCCUGCCUCUGACCGCGUCAGCAGCUGGUUUUCAGCACCGGGCUCCUCCGACGGCCCGGCUGAACUCGCUCUUGGACGCUUCCGGCCACCUGCGGGCCACUGUCCCGAGUCCGGGCGAGGCACCGCCGGGGGCCGGGCCAGGAUAACGUCGCCCGCGACGUCGCCUCGGUACUUUCCCCUCUCCUCACCUCCCCGCCGAGUCCCUCCCUGCCCCCUCCCCGUUGUGUUUCUUCCCUGCUGCCUCUUAUUCGACGGUGCUGUGCCGCGGGGCUCGGGCGGUGAAGCAGGUGCAUUCUUGUAAUCCCCACGCGAUGGAUCGCGGACCGGAAGAUGUUGAAGAAUUCAAGCAGAACAGAUGGGGUUCAUUCCGGUGUCGACUGGUGUGAUCAGGUGAGGCGUCCCGGGGCCGGGGUGGGAAGGGACGAUGUCGGUCGUGAACCCGGGUGACGUCGGUGGAACGGCCGCUUUCGGAGCUGGGAUCAGAGCUGCCUGGAGGAUUGGAUUUGGGUCCUGCUGGGUGGCUUCGGCUCCCGGUUUUCGCCCCUCCUGUGAAGGAUUCCCCGAGGCCGCGCCGAAGAGGAGCGGAGUCCAAGAAGACCGAGUGACUUGUGAAUGAAGUCUUACGCUAUUUUUCGCUUCUCCUAUAUAAUCUUUGGAGUACAUUGUGCUUUUUUUCUUUCUUUUUUUUUUUUUUUGGUAACACUGUCCCUUGUCACGGUAAACACUGAAGUAGCAUGUUCAGCAGUUGCCUAUACUUUGACAUUAUAAGUCGGGAGUCGGGGGAACUGGCCUUUUCCCCUCACGGUCUGGCCUUUCUUUCAAGGAAAAUUGCUCAUUCUGUACACCGUAAUUCUGCUCAUCAUCAAAGAGGGUUCACUGUUUUGUAUUAACACUGUCGGUCAGAAAAUGAUCUACAGUUCAAGUAAGUUUGUUUUCCUUCUUUUUUUUUUUCCUGUUUUUUUAAGCAUUGGAUUUUUAAUGUGUUUUAUUUAUAUGCAGAUGAAGCCUUAGCAUUUUAACAAACAGGGAGCAACUCCAAUAGUAACUGCAUCUCAUUUUCCAACCAAAAUUGGCUUUGCACAACUAAUCUCGGGCAUCAGAUCAUUUGGUUACCUGUAUCUUGGUGUCUCGCAAUGGCUAUUUUCAAAAUACCGGCACCAUAUCUUGACAGACCAAGUCUCUGAUAUUUGUCAACACAAAGCGUGUUUCAUUUUUAAUAUUUGGGUGGACUUUUGAAAGUAAGUUAUUCGGUUUGAAGUCCCUUUCAACGUUAUGUUAAUAUUUAGAGGGAAAUUUCAUCCCUUUUGUAUACACAGAUCUCACGCUACGUGAGUGGGGGGAGGUUGUGUGCUUGUGUCUGCGUACCCGUUAUCGUAAAACGGGAAUCCCCCGAGCGUCGUCUCGGGGCUCAGGCAAAAAACUAGCUCUGAUCAGUGAGAGCCCCCCACCCAGUGAAAGAGGAGCUUGGCCUAGCAGAAAGAGGACGGGCCUGAGAGUCCGAGGAUCUGGGUUCUAAUCCCGGCUCCGCCGCCUGCCUGUUCUGUGGUCUUGGGCAAGUCACUUCACUUCUCUGUGCCUCAGUUCCCUCAUCUGUAAAAUGGGGAUUAAGACGGUGAGCCCUACGUGGGACAGGGUCUGUGUCCAACCCGAUAAGCUUGUAUACACCCCCGCGCUUUGUGCAGCGUACAUAGUAAGCGCUGAACAGGUACCAUAAAAAGAAAGAGAGGGAAACCCUGAGAAACGAGGUGAAGAAGAGAACAUCAUCAUUGCAUUUUGAGAAGCUUUAAGAGACGGGGCAGCAGGAGAUGCUAAUCUGGAGUCUGCAGCAGCUGCUGCUCUGUCCCUCAUUCACCCCCACGCUACGGACAGAAGCGCGUUCCGAUCCCUUUGGAGAAUGGUGGGGAAUCCCGAGGCAGUUCAAAAGGACUUUCCCAUCUGGUCGAAAAGUUUUGUUCCCGCUAUAUUCUUACGUUACAAUAUAUAUUUUAACAUUGCUUAACUGCGUGUUCGUAGACUCUCAGAUAUGCUGAAGACUUUGCCGGGGAAUUACCCGAGUAGGUAAAUCUGCGAUCGCCAAUAUAUUCCAUGUCAUCUUUGAAAGGUAUAAUGGUAUGACAAAUCAUAAAGACGUUUCUGCUUAUCACUUAGUAAUCAGACCUCUCUGUGGUUGUUUAAUUUUACACAGUUUGCUUUUCCCACAGAUAAUUAAUUAUGGAGGAAAUAAUUACCAAUUAACUAAUAUCAGCACGCCGUCCUCUGCUGUAAAGAGUCUGAUAGAUACUGUGUAUGUUUUUAUGUCCAUGAACUUGAGCUACUCGUGUGCAAUUAUGUGUAUGGGAAUGGAGUAGUGUUCAUGAUCUGUAUCUACAUCAUCAUAUGGAUGUAUAUUUAUUAAUAAAGUCAAUACUUUAAACCAAA